This is a messenger RNA of Hevea brasiliensis (rubber tree), 2448 nucleotides long. RefSeq lists its product as uncharacterized. Gene Ontology annotation, biological process: transcription by RNA polymerase I. The transcript has 10 exons. NCBI's taxonomy places the organism in Eukaryota, Viridiplantae, Streptophyta, Magnoliopsida, Malpighiales, Euphorbiaceae. The record is from RefSeq and is a predicted model, not a curated record. The coding region runs from base 213 to 2159 and encodes 648 amino acids. Gene Ontology annotation, cellular component: RNA polymerase I transcription regulator complex.
UCGUGUUGGUUUAAUGCAACUCCCAAACCGACUCAGUGCUCAUCAUCACCCUAUAUGUGUUAUUGCUAUCUGCCGUCAGACGAGCAGUCGUAGCAGAACUCCACCCGCCUACUCGACAACAGUCACUUCUCUCUCUCAAGAAUUCUAACUUUGUAAGAAGGGAGAGGAAGGACGAUUCAAGAGGUCUAGAUUUUGUAGGUGUGCAUGUGGAGAUGUUGGAAGAUCACAUGACAUUAUUAGAAGAUAGUGGUAACAAAGCCUUGAAAAGUGACAUGGUGGGAUUUGAAGAUGGUACUGUUGAAUCAAAGAAACGCAAAAGGAAUUUGAGUACAUUGGCGGAUGAUGAAUGCCAUAUCAUGGCACUAGAAAAAAUUUAUAAAAGAACCAUUUUAGCUUUAGCCAAACCAUCAUACCUUCUUUGUCGAGGCUCUAACAAUAUACGAUCAGAAAAUCGUGUUAAGUUAUGCCACUUUCUACGGAAGUUAGUGAGACAACAUAAUUGGACAGAGGCAAGUGGUGUCCUCAGCUUGUUAUUGAAAGCAACAUGCAAGGACAAUCAUCCUACUAUGAAUCGGUUCAAGUACUUGGUUUCAAUGGAGUUUCUCAAACAUAUAGAAAAUGAUGAUGUCAACUUGACUGCUAUCAGUGGCAUCUAUGAUACCUGGAUGACAAGGAUUGGAAUAAACUUAGCAAAUAAAAGAAAGACGAGUGAAUAUAUGAAAGAGGACCUUUUUAUUGUUCGUUUGGAGUCGAUAAUUAUCCAUCUUAUGCAGGGGAACAUUGAAGGUGAACGUCAGAAUGCUAGAAGUCUGAUGCGAGAACACGGAUUUGAGGGUCACCCAAUGUUCCAUAUGAUCAUUGGCUUGAUAUUCUAUCAGCUUUGGUACUCUAGCAUUCCAGAAGAUAUGCAGUGCAAGAAUUCUGAUCAGAUUUAUACGCCCACAAAUUCAGACGUGUCAGGAGCACCUUCUCAUUCAUACAUGUCAUUCACAAGAUUCAGAUAUGAAGUUGGGGGCUCAGAGGGUCAUAAUGCACUUUUUAGUUGUGAGUCUGAAUCUUCCUUUCAAUAUGAUUCGGAAACCUCUGUCAUGAAUGAUAAAAGAAUGCCUGUGGAAGCUGAUAGUGACGUUCACAAAAGAGUGGUACCUACGGAGGUGGAUAUUAACCUGCAGAGAAAUCUUCAACAGGACUUCCAGCCUCCUGGUUUUUAUGUGAAUUCUGCUGAAAAUAGUCAUUCUGUUGAUAAUGAUGGUGGUCAUAUGCAUUCUUUUCCCAAUUUGUGUGCCCUUAAAAGCUUGGAUUCAUGGUUGUUGCCUAUACAAGCCAAGAAUUGGGAGCUAGAAAGAGUGAUUCAAGAUGAUGAAUAUGAGAAUUCAGUAAAGUAUUUACGAGAAGCUGUUUACUCAAAGCCUCCAGUAAUUGCUGCCUUGCUUCCCUUGAUACAGUUAUUGCUGAUUGGAUGUAAGGAUGAAGAGGCCCUCCAUGAACUUGAGAGGUUUUGUGGCAAUUCAAAUGCAUCACUUCCUAGUAGGUUGAGGGCACACCUCUUGGAGUGUGUUGAUCCUACUAACAAUUUUGCUCUUUCAACCUGUUUUGAGGACAGCUUAAAGAGUGAUCCUACAUGUAGCGAGUCAUUGGCAAAGCUUAUCAGCCUGCAUCAAAAUGGGAAUUAUAGCCCUGAAUCCCUUUUGGAAAUGAUUGCUUUACAUUUGGAUGCUGUCUUUGUGGAAUACAAUACAUGGAGAGAGUUUGCUUUAUGCUUUCUUAAAGUCUCUCAGUGCGAAGAGGACCGUGUGUCAGUAUGUCUACAUGGAAGUGAAGGUGGAAAAAAACAAGGUUACUCGGUUCAUUACAAUAGAAUCCCCAAAUUGUUUAUACAAGGGAAGUCAAGAAAGGCUUGGAGGAUUCGCUGCCGUUGGUGGUUGUCACGUCACUUCAGCAAGAACCUGCUUGCAUCAGAAAUUGCUGCGGGUGAUUUGCAGCUCGUAACUUACAAAGCAGCAUGCGCAUCCCAUAUGUAUGGGUCACAGUUUGAAUAUGUUAUGAAGGCUUACACUUGUUUAGAGAAGGAAAACAACUGGGAUUUGCUCAAGUUCUUGCAAUUGCACAUGCAGAAUUCCAUUGGACUUCAUCUAAACUUUCAACAGAGGACCAACUGAUGUAAUUUUUUAUCCUUUGUUAAAAAAAAAAGCUGUGAUUCUUUCCUUUUGUGUGCAUCUUGCUUUCUGUAAAUGGUAGAAGCUAUACAUAUUGCAUUUCCUUUUGGGUAGUGUCCAUGAUUAGCAAAUUGGAGUUAAAGAUUGCAAGUGAAUUAGUCGAUUAAUUAGAUCACCAACCAGUUUGUCUUUAAACGCUCUAAUGUUAAGGAGUGUUAUUUAUCAGUGACAUCUCUUUAUUCUUGUCCACGAACAAAUGAAAGAGGGGUCAUUAUGGUGUUUGCGUGCAGCA